ACUCGACUUUUCCGUCAGUUCUGAUCCCCCAAGUAUCUAUAUAUCUCUCCCUAGCUCCUUUUCCUUUUUCCCGCGCUUUAUAACCCCCCCGGCCUUUUUUUUCUCACCUCCAUAUCUCCGGAUUAUCUUCUUCAACCUCAUUAGUCAAGAUUUGCGCCUCUGCUUUCUCAUUAACUUCAAUCCCUUUCAAACACAUUUAUUCCCUCCCACCCAACAAGUUUUUGUCUUAAAGUCUAGCUCUUUUGGUCUCCAUCUUCUUCUCAGUUUUGUUUUUUUACUGUUUCCAGAUGGAUACUAUCAGACCCAAAUCGGCUCCGAUCAAGCGGAGCAAGCUGGUCAGGACUUUCCACAAGGUCAUCAGCCUCCGAGCCGCCACCAAAAUCGCUUCCAACAAUGGCAUUUGCAAGCUCAAACCGAAUACCAAAGCCACCAAAGAGGAGUACGAUUUCGAAAAGAUGGAGGAUCUCAAAGCCAAGAACAGAGCAGUCAUGGAGGCUUUACUGGCCAAGCUCUUCGCCGGAAUCACUUCCAUUAAAGCAUCCUAUGCCGAGCUCCAAAUGGCACAAGACCCUUACAACAACGAAGCCAUUCAGGUGGCUGACCAGGCCGUAGUGGACGAGCUGAAAGCCAUUUCAGAACUCAAACGCAGCUUCUUGAAGAAAGAGCUCGAUCUCUCGCCGCAAGUGACUCUAAUGCUGGCGGAGAUUCAAGAACAACAGGGACUAAUGAAGACAUACGAGAUCACCAUCAAGAAACUAGAGUCCGAAGCUCACCGCAAAGGUUUAGGCAUUUCCACACUCAAAUCCGAACUCGAAGAAUUAGUCUCAACCAACAACUCCUUCGAAUACAAGCUCAAAUCCAGCGGACCUCUCUCAAUCUUCGACAACCUUCGCCUCCCAAAGCUAACCGCAACCCAUUUCGCUCAGUUUCAGCAGCAGACGGUAAGAUCCAUACGAAGCUUUGUCAGAUUGAUGAUCAAAGAUAUGGAAUCCGCAAGCUGGGACCUCGACACAGCCAUCAAGUUCAUCGAGCCAGAAGCAGAGUUCUCGAAACAGAGCCAUCGCUGCUUCGCAUUCGAGUCCUUCGUCAGCAAAACCAUGCUCGAAGGCUUCAACAACCCCAACUUCGGACUCCCCAGCGACUCAUUCCCUCCCAAUCACAAAACCCACCACCACUUUUUCGACCAGUUCAACAAGCUCAACCCCGCAAACCCAAAAUCGUUCCUCGCCCAAAACCACAGCGCGUCGUUUUGCAAGUUCACCAGAGCCAAGUACCUCCAACUAGUCCACGCCAAAAUGGAGUGCUCCCUCUUCGGAAACUUAAACCAGAGAAAGCUCAUAAACUCCGGCGAGGUUCCCGACACUCCGUUUUUCGAAGCCUUUGCAGAAAUGUCGAUGCGGGUUUGGCUUCUACACUGCUUGGCAUUCUCGUUCGGUCAACAAGUCUCCAUCUUUCACGUCAACAAAAACCGCAGAUUUUCAGAGGUGUUCAUGGAGUCCGUCACCGUCAACAACGACUCCGACACCGAGUUUUCCGUCAGCUUCACCGUCGUGCCGGGGUUCAGAAUCGGGAAGACGGUGUUUCAGAGCCUGGUUUACUUGUCUCCGGUGAGUAAUCUCCGGCGAAUUUGCGACUAAACGUAGCUCACUCCGGUGGGUUUAGGCGGUUUAUGUAAAUGAUGAAAUCAGAGCCGUUGGAUUUGUUGCGGUCCCAUAGCGGUAAGUGUAGGCUAGCUGUAGUAGAAAGGUAAUAGGGUUGUCUUCCCCAAAAUGGUUCUCUAACUUGUCCUGCUCUUUUCACCGGUUC
This is a messenger RNA of Rosa rugosa (rugosa rose), 1806 nucleotides long. RefSeq names its product IRK-interacting protein. The coding region runs from base 288 to 1637 and encodes 449 amino acids. The transcript has a single exon. The record is from RefSeq and is a predicted model, not a curated record. Gene Ontology annotation, biological process: negative gravitropism; response to red or far red light. NCBI's taxonomy places the organism in Eukaryota, Viridiplantae, Streptophyta, Magnoliopsida, Rosales, Rosaceae.